Messenger RNA from Penicillium crustosum, 576 nucleotides. RefSeq names its product LysM peptidoglycan-binding domain-containing protein. The record is from RefSeq and is a predicted model, not a curated record. Bases 1 to 576 code for a protein of 191 amino acids. The transcript has a single exon. Lineage: Eukaryota; Fungi; Ascomycota; Eurotiomycetes; Eurotiales; Aspergillaceae.
AUGGCCCAAUUCAACCAAUACAACCCCGAGAUCAAAAAUGACUGCUCCGGUCUCUUGGUGAACCACUACGUCUGUGUAUCCAUUAUCGGAGUUGAUCCCAACCCAACAACCACGGCCACGACAGCAGCAAUUGGAAUCGUAACUCCCACUCCCACACGUGCAGGAAUGGUGGGCAACUGCGAUACCUUCUACAAGGUCAAAUCUGGAGAUGACUGUGGCGAGAUUGCCACAAGCUGUGGGAUCAGCACUGAGCAACUAUCGAAAUGGAAUACGGACAUAGGAUCCACCUGCAGCGGGCUUUGGCCCGAUUACUACAUUUGCGUCGGUGCCGUGAACGUGGAUGCCAAGCCGACAACAACUACCAAAGACAAUGAGAUGGCUACGCCAACGCCGACCCAGAGCGGCAUGGUUGGGACUUGUAACACGUUCUAUCGAGUUGGGAGUGACGACACUUGUGAGAGAAUCGCCAAGGCCCCGGGUAUCACGCUGGCCAAUUUCUAUGAUUGGAACAAAGGGGUGGGAAGUGACUGUGGAUCCUUGUGGCUCUUAUAUUAUGUGUGUAUUGGAGUGAGGUGA